CCGGCCGCGCUCGCCCCCCCCGCUCGGCGGCGACGCAGCGGCGCUCAGCAGGCGGCCGCCGCCUCCUCGGCGGGCGAGGCGCGACACCGCGGGCAGGGCGGCGCCGCCAGCGCCCGCGCGGCCCGGGGCCUGUCGCAAGCGGCGGCCGCGGGCGCUGCCGGGGCCGCGGAAGGGGCGCGGCGCGGAAGCGGCGAGCGCUGCUGUGGCGCGGCGGCGGCGGCGGCUCCUCGCCAUGAGGCGGCCGUUGGGCGGCGGCGCGCGGCGCUGGCUGCUGCCGCUGCAGCUGCUGCCGCUGCUGGGCGGCGCCUGCCCCUGCGGGGACCCGCGGCUCUGCGACCCCGUCACGGGCACCGGCGGCUUCGAGGUCUUUGUGUUUGAUGUCGGACAGAAAACGUGGAAAUCUUACGAUUGGUCAAAAAUUACCACUGUGGCAGCCUUCGGGAGAUAUGAUUCGGAGCUCAUGUGCCACGCUCACUCAAAGGGUGCCAGGAUAGUACUAAAAGGUGAUGUGUCUCUUAAGGAAAUUGUUGACCCUGCUAAAAGAGCAGCCUGGAUAUCCCAACAAGUGGAUCUUGCAAAAAAACAGUAUAUGGAUGGAAUUAAUAUAGACAUAGAGCAGGAAGUUAAUGAAACUUCCCCCGAGUAUUAUGCAUUAACAGAGCUUGUUAGAGAAACUGCAGCUGCUUUUCACAGAGAAAUUCCAGGAUCACAGGUAACGUUCGAUGUGGCUUGGUCUCCAGCAUGCAUAGAUAAAAGGUGCUACAACUACACUGGGAUUGCAGAUGCCUGUGAUUUCUUAUUUGUGAUGUCUUAUGAUGAGCAGAGCCAGAUCUGGACAGAAUGUGUUGCGAAAGCCAAUGCUCCUUACCUUCAGACUUUAGCUGGAUAUGAGGAGUACAUUACUAUGGGCAUUGAUCCUAAGAAGCUUGUGAUGGGUGUUCCCUGGUAUGGCUAUGAUUAUGUCUGCCUAGACUUAGAUAAGGAUCAUGUUUGUUCCCUUUCCAAAGUACCUUUCCGAGGGGCUCCGUGCAGUGAUGCUGCAGGGCGUCAGGUCCCCUAUGGAGCAAUAAUGAAGAAGGUGAAUAGUUCUAUUUCAGGGAUCCUGUGGGAUAAGGUGCAGAAGUCUCCAUUUUAUGAAUAUAAGGACUCUCUUGGUCACUUCCACCAGGUAUGGUAUGAUGACCCUCGCAGCAUCUCUUUAAAAGCAGCAUAUGCAAAGAAUCGAGGUUUAAAGGGCAUUGGCAUGUGGAAUGGAAAUAGUCUUGACUACUCGAGGGAAUCUGUAGCAGAACAACAAACUGAAGCAAUGUGGAAAGCCUUGACACCGCUUUACUUGCUCCACGAUUUACAUCCCACACUUUUUCAGAACUGUUUCACAACUGGAUUAAAGUGCAGCUGUGCCCUGCUGAAGUGACUCUGUUACUUAAACAAUUAAAUUAGAGUAGCAGAGGCCCUGGAGAAUGUUGAUACAGGUGAGGACAGAGAGAACUUUUGAAGGCGCACUGACCUGUUUUGCUUUUAAUAUUACGCUUAGGCUUUUUAGUUUACUAGUUUAGUUCUGCUGCUACUGAUAAUAUUAGUUUUUGUAAUACCUACUUCAAGAAGCAGAAUCAGGAUGGCUUAAGCUGUUUUUUCAUACAUUAAAAAACCAAGAACCUGAAGAACUGCCUGUUUUUUAAAUAAGACAGUUCAAUCUUGAAUUGCGCAAAUGUGCUUGUUGUUUCAAUACUUUAAUACUUAAAACUUUUGUUAAAUCUUUUCUUAAAAAAAAAUUGGAAAAAGGGUGGUUUGGCUCAAGACAUUGCAAGUUCCUCCUUUCGAGAGUUGCACAAUUUUCUUCCUCUAUUACUGAUUUCCUAUCAUGUUUCACUUGCAGUAAUAAACACAGUCCAGUCAGGUUUUUAGCUGACAUUAUUACAUUAAGCAGAACAAUAACAUGCUGGAAGUUAAUGUCUUGAACUGCAGGGAAGCAAACAUGAGGGUUGGAAAAAAUUAAUAGCAAGAGGAGGCUUCUGAUUAUUCUUUCAGAGAUUUGUUCUUGGAGCACAUGUACAAACUUGAACUUGAAGGAAAAUAGUAUACAAUACUGCAAGUAAAUCUGACCAAGAUCAUCAUUACUGUUGUCCAAGACAAAGCUUGCAUCUUCCACUAAUUAUAGAAUUGACUAUUCUCCAUGCAGGUUUCCUGUAAAAGGAACAAAAACGGCUAGCUAUGAAAUAAUCUUAUCUGGGAUUUUGUUCAUACUGCACAACAUAUUAGAAAUAUAUCUAUCUAUUUAUUAUCAAUGACAGAAAAAUACUAGUCAACAGCUGAAGAAAACUUACUAUUGUUCUAGUCCUACAGAAAAUGUAUUUUAUUCAAGAAUUAAAUAUGUAUGCCCCAAAAUCAGAACAGGAGACUUUUGUUUAUAGGAAUACUUGCUUAGCAAAUAUUUUGUUUACAAAAGACUAUCAACAUACUUGUGUGAUAUUACACAAUUCACUGAUUUGCACUUUUAAAAUAAUUUGGUUUUGUUUUAGACACAUUACUAUGUUAAACUGCAUGUUUAAUUAGCUGGGUAGUGUUACAAUAAGAGUGAGAUUUAAAGAGAAGUGAGUUGCAGUAUCUCAGUAGCUUAGUAUACAAAUUCCACAGCAUUUACAUAUUUGAUGUCUUUUUUACAACAGAACUUUAAGAAUAUAAAAACAAAAGCUUUGAAAUUUUGAGCUUCUAUAUACAUUACAGAGCUUCAGUAGACCUUACAGCUGCAAAGUUAUGUCAUCUCCUUAAAUUCCUGAUUUUCCAGACUGGAGAAUAAAAGCUGAAUGAAUCUUCUUCUGCGUCAGCUCUGCUCUCAGUGCUCGUAAAUCAGAUGCUGCCUGUUUUCUCAUCUACAGAAGAACCAGUAAUUUAAGGAAUUGUAAUUUACAGAAGUUUUUGGAGUUGACAUGCAUAUGCAUUUAAGAUUGAAUGUCAUGUGGGAUGGCUGCAUAUAGACUGUAUCUUUUCAUCUUUAAACUCUUGCAUGUCUAACUAGAUAGCCUAGUUCUAGCACUGCUGCCUUCUGUAGUUUGCCUUGGUGUUUUCAAGAGUCAACCCUGGAAUUCAGUCCUUAUUCCACUCCUUGUUAUACAAUGGCCCACUUUUAGGAAGUAUGAUGAGUACAGCCACUCCAGACUAAAUAAGUUGUAUGGGUAUUCUCUGCCACAUAGAAGAGACAGAUUUCAAGAAUUCAAAGCUGAAACACCAUCUCAUGUAAAUGCCUCUACUGUGCUCCACCUUCCUGAGGAAGCCAUAGGCAGCACCAUGAUGGAAGGUGAAGCAGGCUGCUCUCAGGCUGGACCGCCAUUUCCGUUUUGUUGCUUGUACCAGGAUUUUUUUUUCCCCCAACCAUGGUGUACCACUGAUCUGCACCUGACCUAAUAUGUUCCAUUAAAUUACCUUUACAAUGAAACAGGAAUUUUAUGAGAGACUGUGAAGCUCAGCUUACACAGUACCUUUAAAAUUUAAGUAAGUGCUUGAGUGUUGUGCAUUCAAAAUCAUCUAAUAACCUGAUGUUCUGGAGUAAUUUGGCUCAAGUGAUAAAGCUACAAUGACAACCAAUACUAUAAAUAUUCAAAAUAAGAACUGUUCAGCUAAUAUUUAUGUCUUCCACUGUCUGGGGAGAAUCUGCAUUUUUAUACAGAAUAACAUUUCCACUGUUUUAAUUAAAAGGCUCCCUAGAAUAAAGGCAGAGUACCUUGAUUUCUA
This is a messenger RNA of Dromaius novaehollandiae (emu), 3729 nucleotides long. RefSeq names its product chitobiase (gene CTBS). Gene Ontology annotation, biological process: chitin catabolic process; oligosaccharide catabolic process. NCBI's taxonomy places the organism in Eukaryota, Metazoa, Chordata, Aves, Casuariiformes, Dromaiidae. Gene Ontology annotation, molecular function: chitin binding; chitinase activity. Bases 233 to 1414 code for a protein of 393 amino acids. The record is from RefSeq and is a predicted model, not a curated record. The transcript has 9 exons.